Messenger RNA from Musa acuminata AAA Group (dessert banana), 1443 nucleotides. RefSeq names its product F-box protein At5g51380-like. NCBI's taxonomy places the organism in Eukaryota, Viridiplantae, Streptophyta, Magnoliopsida, Zingiberales, Musaceae. Bases 1 to 1287 code for a protein of 428 amino acids. The transcript is spliced from 4 exons. Gene Ontology annotation, biological process: SCF-dependent proteasomal ubiquitin-dependent protein catabolic process. Gene Ontology annotation, cellular component: SCF ubiquitin ligase complex. The record is from RefSeq and is a predicted model, not a curated record.
AUGGGACAAGAGGCAAGAGCAGCAGCAACGUCAAAAUAUCAUAUGGGGAAUCAUCACCGAGCUCGCUUCACCCUCAUGAUCUCCUCCUUCAUCGUCAUCAUGUUUUGGUUGGCAGCAUUACAGCCGGCAGAGGCGGACGACGGGUGGCCGAUGCCGAGUAGGUGGGUCGACCCAGAUCUACUGUUGCCGUCGCUGCCUCAGGGAGGAAUCAAAGUUGUGAAUCUGAGUUGGUGGUUGUGUCAACCAGAAGCCUUUGAGCUUAGAAGCCGGAACCAAGUGGGCCGCGUCCUGCUUUCCUGGGGUCCUUUCUCUCUCACGGUCGACACCAACGCCGACUCUCCUGUAGGUGAGUGCUGCUUCCUCGACCCGGACGUCAUCGAUCGCGGCCUCGAGACCGUCGCCCGCAGCUGCCCUGGCCUUCGGAAGCUCUCCCUCGUCGCCAGUGACUCGGAGGCCGGCCUCAUGGCGAUCGCUGGAGGGUGCGACACUAUGCAGGAGCUGGAGCUCCAUCGGUGUUCCGACCUCGCCCUCCGCCCCAUCUUCGCCUUCAAGAACCUCCAGAUACUGCGGCUGGUGGGAUCCGUUGACGGGCUCUACUGCGGGCCUCGCGUCACCGACAUUGGGCUCACCAUACUGGCUCAUGGGUGCAAGCGGCUGGUGAAGCUGGAGCUCAGUGGGUGUGAGGGUAGCUACGACGGGAUCUCUGCCAUAGGGCGGUGCUGCAUGAUGCUUGAGGAAUUGACGAUCUCCGACCACCGGAUGGGCGAUGGUUGGCUGGCGGCGUUAUCCUUCUGCGGAAACCUGAAGACGCUGAGAAUGCAGAGCUGUAGGAGGAUAGAUGCUGAUCCAGGGCCAUCGGAGCACCUCGGGACAUGCCCGGCCAUCGAGACGCUACAGAUGCAGCGGUGCCAGCUGCGGGAUAAAAGAAGCUUACAAGCACUGUUUAUGGUGUGCGAGGCAGUUAGGGAUGUUGUGUUUGAAAAUUGUUGGGGGUUGGACAACAACAUGUUCGCGCUUGUGAGCAUUUGCAGGAGGGUGAAGUUUCUCUCACUGGAAGGAUGCUCACUUGUAACAACUGAAGGUUUCGAGUCGGUAGUUCUAUCCUGGAUGGAUUUGCAGAGACUCACCGUCAUCUCGUGCAACAAUAUAAAGGAUGGCGAAGUAUCUCCUGCUCUAUCAAGCCUGUUCCCAGUCCUCAAAGAGUUAAAGUGGCGACCAGAUAGUAAAUCUGCCCUUGCAGGGACCGGCAUGGCGAAGAAGGGCGCGAGAUUUUUCAGAAGGUUGUGAAGUCUCAGAUAGUGGUCCGUUCAUAUACCUUCCCUCUCCUCCAAAGGAAUAGAAAAUUGAACCCAGUGGUCAAUAAGAGGUUGUAGAAGAUUUGUGAACCAAUUGAGCAGAAACCUGUGUUUCCAAACUGAUAUAGAACCAUCAUUUUGUGGUGUA